AUGGGCGCCGGAAAGUCUUACCCAUCAAUGACCGCAAACCUCAAUGACUUUAUGGUUGAAUUCGACGGACCUGAUGAUUUCUUGCACCCACACAAUUGGCCAUUGAGAAAAAAAACGUCUGGGCAUAACCACUGGCAUGAUGAUCAAUGCGAUAAAUGGAUGCUGACAGAAUCUCGAUUUAGAAUUGCUCAGGCAUGCAUCCUCUCCUUUUCCGCGUGGCUUGGUGGCUUUAAUAGCGCUGUUUCCUCUGCUGCUGCCCCAGUUAUUAUGAAAGUAUUCGAAUUUGGCGAAGAGGUCGCUAGUCUGGGAGCUGCUCUCUUUGUAUUAGAAUUUGCAACCGGUCCAGUUAUAUGGGCUUCAGGCUCAGAGCUUUAUGGAAGGCGUCCUUCAAUUCUUGUUGGAAUGCUUGGGUUUGCGAUUUUUUCCAUUUCAACUGUAGUAUCCAAGGACACGCAAACACUUAUGAUCUCCCGUUUCUUCUCCGGUCUUUUUUCAGCCAGUCCAAUUACAUUGGUUUCUGCCAUUCUAGGAGACAUGUUUGCCAGCUCCCAGCGUGGGAUAACUAUUUCCCUUUAUACAAUGGCUGUUUUUGGCGGCCCAUUUACUGCUCCAUCUGUUGGUGGGUUUGUGGUCAAUUCAUAUCUUGGCUGGAGAUGGUGCUUUUUCUUCCCUGCCAUAUUUGGAUUUGGGAUGCUAAUAUUUUGCUUUCUGUUCGUCCAAGAAACCUAUCCUCCAAUACUGUUUGUUGGCAAAGCUUAUGUUCUACGUCAUCAGACACAGAGCUGGGGCAUUCAUGCUAAACAGGAGGAGGUGGAGAUAGAUAUCUGGGAGCUUUUGACAACAAAUCUGUCUCGUCCACUGGGUUUUUGCUAUGCAUUGCUUGAAGCGUUCCCUCUUGUUUUUGAGGAUGUCCACGGAAUGACAGGCGGCUUAUUGGGGCUAUUUUCGUCUUCUGUCUCCAGCCUUCAUACAAAUAGAAAGGUGAAAGCGAAUCAUUACGUUGCGGUUCCUGAAUGGCGGCUUCUUCCUUGUGUCGUGGGAGAGAUCGUUUUUGCAAUGGGAUUAUUCUGGUUCGGUUGGACAGGGGUUUUACCCUCAAUCCCCCCAAAUAGCACCUACGGCGGCUGGCAUUUUUGUUGGAUUUGGGGUUAUCACAAUUUUUAUGCAGGGGUGGAACUAUCUUCUGGACGCAUAUUCGACAUUCUCCGCUUCUGCUUUUGCUGCGAACACAUUUUGAGAUGUUUAUUUGCUGCGGUAUUUCCGCUGUUCACAAGACAGAUGUUCCAGACCAUGGGCAUACAGUGGGCAUCCACCCUUCUCGGGUGUAUAGCCACGGUGAUGAUUCCCAUUCCUCUCUUUUUCAUCAUUUUCGGCGCCCGGAUUCGAGCUAAAAGUCGGUUUCGUUAA
Molecule: messenger RNA, 1407 nt
Organism: Penicillium malachiteum
Lineage: Eukaryota; Fungi; Ascomycota; Eurotiomycetes; Eurotiales; Aspergillaceae
Exons: 6
Coding region: 1-1407 (468 amino acids)
Biological process (GO): transmembrane transport
Molecular function (GO): transmembrane transporter activity
Source: RefSeq, a predicted model, not a curated record